Molecule: messenger RNA, 1875 nt
Organism: Colletotrichum spaethianum
Lineage: Eukaryota; Fungi; Ascomycota; Sordariomycetes; Glomerellales; Glomerellaceae
Exons: 1
Coding region: 1-1875 (624 amino acids)
Biological process (GO): carbohydrate metabolic process
Source: RefSeq, a predicted model, not a curated record
AUGUGGUUCAAUGCAGGAAGAAUCCAGGGGCUGGCAACUCUUGCCCUAGUCACUGCCGUGCCCUGUUUGAGCGAAGCUCAAGCUGUUCCGCCUGCCAUCCGGGAGAAGGGUGUUUCAGCUUGGGCUUUCGAUAUGAGCCAGGUCACUUUGAGCAGCGGCCGCUUCUUCGACAAUCAAGCUCGCACUCUCACUUAUCUAAAGUGGGUGGAUGUCGAAAGACUUUUGUACAACUUCCGUAAGAAUCACGGCCUAUCUACGAACAACGCACAAAAAAACGGCGGCUGGGAUGCUCCGGACUUUCCCUUCCGCACUCACGUCCAGGGGCACUUCCUGAACGCCUGGGCUUACUGCUACGCUCAACUUCGCGAUAACGAGUGCAAGAGCAGAGCCACUUAUUUCACGGCAGAACUGAAGAAAUGCCAAGCCAACAACAGCAAAGUUGGUUUCAAUACAGGUUAUCUCUCUGGCUUUCCCGAGUCUGAAAUCGAUGCUCUCGAGAAGCGGACCCUCACGAAUGGGAACGUGCCGUACUACGCUAUUCACAAAACUAUGGCCGGCCUGCUCGAUGUCUGGAUCCAUAUCGGUGACACGAACGCUCGCGAUGUGAUUCUUGCUAUGGCGGCGUGGGUUGAUCUCCGCACGGGAAAGCUCACGUAUGACCAGAUGCAGACCCUGAUGGGCACUGAGUUUGGAGGGAUGAACGAAGUGUUGGCCGACCUCUUCCAUCAAACAGGGGAUCAACGCUGGCUCACUGUCGCUCAACGCUUCGAUCAUGCUGCCAUUUUCAACCCUCUUGCUUCAAACCAAGAUAGUCUUAACGGCUUGCACGCAAAUACUCAAGUCCCCAAGUGGAUCGGUGCUUCACGCGAGUACAAAGCGACGGGAACCAGUCGUUACCAGGACAUUGCCCGAAAUGCGUGGAACAUAACUAUCAGCGCACAUUCGUACGCUAUUGGCGGCAACAGUCAAGCGGAGCACUUCAGACUACCCAAUGCGAUUGCUGCGUUCUUGAACCAAGAUACAUGCGAGGCGUGCAACACAUACAACAUGCUUAAGCUCACGAGGGAGCUGUGGCUGACCAACCCAAGUACGACAACAUACUUUGACUUUUACGAGCGGACAUUGCUCAACCACCUCCUCGGGCAGCAAAACCCAACUGACAAUCAUGGACAUGUCACCUAUUUCACUCCUCUCAACCCCGGUGGUCGCCGUGGUGUUGGUCCGGCUUGGGGUGGCGGCAAUUGGAGCACUGACUACAACUCAUUUUGGUGUUGCCAAGGUACCGGCCUCGAGACGAACACAAAGCUGAUGGACUCGAUCUACUUUUACGAUAACGAGGCUCUUUUUGUCAAUCUUUUCAUCCCUUCUGUAUUGAAGUGGACUCAGCGCAGCGUUACGGUUACACAAUCCACCAAUUUUCCACAGAGUGGCACCACCACACUAAAGAUCACCGGUGCUGGCAAGUGGACUAUGCGUAUCCGCAUCCCUUCGUGGGCUUCUGGGGCUCAAUUCCUUGUCAACGGAAAUGCUGUUAAUGCAGCAGCAGGGACAUACGCAUCAAUCAAUCGUAACUGGGUCUCAGGGGACACCGUUGUUGUGAAGUUGCCGAUGAAGCUGCAAGUUGUCCCUGCUAAUGAUAACCGCAACGUUGCAGCGUUAGCGUUCGGUCCUGUUAUCUUGAGUGGCAACUAUGGAAGUCAGACUCUUUCAACUACACCUGCAUUGGAUUUGAGUACUGUGAAGAAAAGCGGAACCACCGGGCUCACUUUCACGGCGGCGGCGGGAGGCAAGACGGUGAAUCUCGGUCCUUUCUACGAGGCGCAUGGAUUCAACUAUAACGUGUACUGGUCUAUUAGUGAGACAUUGCCUACGUGA